CCAGGUUGCCGGCCCUUUCUCGAGUCUUCCUCUUCCACUCCCGACCGUCGGUCUUCUGUGCGAACGUCUAGUUACUUAGUUACUACUACUAACUACUAACUAAGUAGGCACUGCCUAGCUUUUAGUCCUCCAUCCUCCGUGCACUCGUCACGGAUGCGCAUCCGCAUCCACUGGACCCUCCGUCACUUCCUGAGUCAUAUCUACCUGCAUCACCCCCCCAUUACCCGUCUGGUCUGAAUGAUUCAUUCCCACGUCCUUUCAUGCCAAAGCCCGACUCCUUCAAACACACUCCCUCUGCCGAUCAUUCGCCUUCACCUCCCCUAGACCCUCGUGUCUCCUCCCGGACUAGACUUCCUCCCAUCCGGUUUCUUUUACCCAGCCCUCUCCUCGCCUGUGGUCUCGCUGGAGAGGACGGACAGAUUGCCGACUCAAGCUGGUCGAAUUGCUGAAGUUUCUGCCUCUCUGCACGAUGACAAACAGCCCGUCCCAUCAUGAUCAGCCGGACUUGCUCGUGUCGGCAGAUGCCGAAAAGGGACAGUCGAAACAGCCUAGAACCGAUGUGGCCACGGAUCAGGUCCUUCCUCUACAAACCAACAACCGGGAUGAGGAAGUAGGCCUCGAUCACGGGCGAGACAAGGAGCUGUCGCAGGCCCCCACCAAUGUCAGCCAUGCCAGUGCAUUGGCUACCAGAACCUUGACCCUCGUGCGCACCCGAGAAUCUGGCAAAGACCUGGGCCCUCCUCCUGAUGGUGGAUUCAAGGCGUGGUCCCAAGUGGCUCUGGCACACCUCGUCAUUUUCAACACCUGGGGCUAUAUCAACAGCUUCGGUGUCUUCCAGACAUACUAUACCAACACACUCGGGCGUACGCCAUCCGAUAUCUCGUGGGUAGGCAGCAUCCAGAUCUUCUUGCUUUUCUUUGUCGGCACUUUCUCUGGCCGCGCUACGGAUGCCGGGUACUUCAAGGCCAUUUUGACCGUGGGGACUGUGCUAGAGCUGUUCUGCAUCUUCAUGGCCUCUCUGUGCACGGAAUAUUGGCAGCUCUUUCUGGCCCAGGGUGUCGGGCAGGGCCUCGGGUGCGGACUCAUGUUUUGCCCAACCAUUGCGCUCAUCCCCACCUACUUCACCAAGCAUCGGGCGAUUGCAAUCGGGCUUACAGCGUCGGGAUCCGCCACCGGCGGCCUGGUUUUCCCUGCGGUCGUGAUGCGGCUCCUACCCCGGGUCGGGUAUGGGUGGACAAUGCGCACCUUGGGGUUCAUCUCACUGGUCACGCUGAUCCCUUGUUUGGUUUUCCUCCAGCAGAGGCUGCCUCCACAUCGUAGCGGGCCCCUGGUCGAGUGGGGUGCGUUCAGGGAAGCCCCAUAUGCCCUGUUUGCGCUGGGGAUGUUCCUCAACUUCUGGGGGAUCUACGUGGGGUUUUUUUAUAUCGGCAGCUUCGCGCGCGGCAUCAUUGGGGUGUCAGAGUCAACCUCGAUUGAUGUCCUCCUGGUCAUGAAUGGGAUCGGGUUGCUGGGCCGGUUGAUCCCAAACCUGAUGGCGGACCGGUAUACGGGACCCUUGAACAUGCUGAUCCCCUUCAGCCUGGUGACCGGGAUAGUGGCAUUCUGCUGGGCCGCCGUCCACACCUAUGAUGAGCUGUAUGCCUUCAGUGCAUUCUACGGUCUGGCCGCGGCGGGGAUCCAGUCCCUCUUCCCGGCCACCCUGAGCACGCUAACCACCGAUCUGAAGAAGACCGGCGUGCGAAUGGGCAUGGUGCUCAGCGUUGUUGCCGUGGCCGCCCUAAUCGGCACUCCAAUUGCCGGAGCGCUGGUGCAGCGGGAUGACCGGCAAUAUCUGUAUGCGCAGAUGUUUAUGGGCAGUGCCAUUCUUGCUGGUACAUUGACAUUGCUCGUAGCACGGGUGAUGAAGGUCGGGUUCAUCUGGCAUCGGGUUUGAGAGGUUAGAGAUCGAUUUGUUUGAGAAGAAGCCGUGUUUUGGGUGUGGGUAUGUAGCGCAUAUAUAUAUGAUAUACUAUAUACAUACACACAUCUGUAUCCGAAGUGGAGAAGGAGAGAGAGAGAGAGAGAGAGAGAGAGAGUU
This is a messenger RNA of Aspergillus heteromorphus CBS 117.55, 2077 nucleotides long. Its product is annotated as putative MFS monocarboxylate transporter. Gene Ontology annotation, cellular component: fungal-type vacuole membrane. NCBI's taxonomy places the organism in Eukaryota, Fungi, Ascomycota, Eurotiomycetes, Eurotiales, Aspergillaceae. Gene Ontology annotation, biological process: transmembrane transport. The record is from RefSeq and is a predicted model, not a curated record. The transcript has a single exon. The coding region runs from base 470 to 1933 and encodes 487 amino acids. Gene Ontology annotation, molecular function: transmembrane transporter activity.